AUGAUAAUAUUUUGUGUGUCUGAACUCGGCUUUAGUCUGUAGUGAGUAGCUAAACAAGAACCUAGUUCCAAUCUCUUAGCUUAGCAUAGCCCCAGAACCAAUUUGUGCCUUCAGUAAGCUAAACUUAACGCCUGUUCCUGUAGCCAUUAACUGUGCAAUACUUUGGUGAAAUAAACCAGUUAGUUUGUUACUUUUUAACACACAUUGUUUGCCGGUGGCAGAUUGCCGCUUAUCGCAAUUGGAGUGUUAGUGAUGACUAGAUUGUGACGCUGAACGGACGUCGCAUCGAUGGCUACGUCUGAUUUUGUGCUGGGCGGCGUGGCUGCCAUGGGAGCAGGUGUAUUCACCAAUCCCGUGGAGGUGAUAAAGACUCGCAUCCAGCUGCAGGGAGAGCUGGCCGCCCGGGGAUCCCAUGCUCAGCCCUAUAAGAGUGUCUUCCAGGCUUUCGUAACCGUGGCCAAAAAUGAUGGUAUUCUCGGCCUGCAGAAGGGAUUGGCGCCAGCUUUAUGCUUCCAGUUUGUCAUAAACUCCUUUCGUUUAAGCAUUUACACCCAUGCCGUGGAGAAGGGUUGGGUGCACAACAAGAAGGGCGAGAUUUCCUUUGCGAAGGGCAUGUUUUGGGGAGCUUUGGGCGGCGUCGUGGGUUCCUAUUGCGCCAGUCCCUUCUUCCUGAUCAAAACUCAACUUCAGGCGCAGGCAGCCAAACAAAUCGCCGUUGGUUAUCAGCAUCAGCAUGCCUCGAUGAGCGACGCGAUAAGGCAGAUAUACCGGAAGAACGGCAUCUUUGGACUCUGGCGGGGAUCCAUGGCCAAUGUGAGCCGGGCUACGGUAGCCUCAGCCGUACAAAUCGCCACUUUUGGCCAGGCCAAGUCCUUUCUGAAGGAAAAUGGAUUGGUUACCCAUCCCACGCUCCUUUCUUUUUGCUCUGGUUUAUCUGCUGGGUCAUUUGUAUCGGUGGCUAUAACUCCUUUGGAUGUGAUUACCACUCGUCUCUAUAAUCAGGGAGUGGAUGCCCAAGGUCGUGGGCUUUACUACAAGGGCUGGUUGGAUUGCGUGCUCAAGAUUCUGAGAUCUGAGGGAGUUUAUGGCUUGUACAAGGGAUUCUUUCCGAUUUAUCUGAGGAGUGCUCCCUACUCCACUUUGGUGCUUUUGUUCUUCGAUGAGCUGAUUGCACUGCGAGAGAAGUACAAUCUUCAUUACUGAUAUGGUUUAUGCUCUGAAGAGCAAGUUGUAAAGUUAAGAUUUGAUUGUUCACUAGAUUAUAUUUUAUUUAAAAUAAUCAACUUUAGUUACUUACAUUCAGGGACCGUAAAUAAUCGUUAUUUGAGAUUUUUA
Molecule: messenger RNA, 1335 nt
Organism: Drosophila takahashii
Lineage: Eukaryota; Metazoa; Arthropoda; Insecta; Diptera; Drosophilidae
Product: solute carrier family 25 member 35
Source: RefSeq, a predicted model, not a curated record